GUUACCAUAGACGAACUGCUUCAUACCGAUCGGUAGCUCUGGUUAAGAUACGGAACGCCGCCUAAUUAACGAACAGACCAAAACAAAAUCAGAUGUCAACAUAAACAGGAAUUUUCCUUUUAAAUAAAGUCGAAGGCAGAAUCUGAAAAUUAAACAAUUCUACUCUAAGGUGAAACUUAAACCAUGGCAAACACUGGUGGGAGCGUCAAGGAAAUUUGUGAUAAUGUUGCAAUAGCAAGAGAAUUAACUGUGUUAGGAAACUAUGAAAAUGCUAUUAUUUACUACCAAGGAUCACUGCAACUUAUGUCAAAAUUUAUAUCCCAAAUACCAGAUCCUAUAAGAAAAGAUAAAUGGCAGCAAAUGCAAAAGAAAGUGAGCAAAGAAUACGGCGAGUUGAAUGAUUUAAAAGGUAUAUUAGACACAUUUAAAUUAGAAUGCAGUGGCGAUGUACCUAUAGGAGCUAGAAAACGAGAUUUACCACCUGAUUUGAGUAGUUUAGAUAUCUCAGAUGAUCCAGAUGUUUGGCCAGCUCCUACCCCUGUUGAUCAUGGAAAUUUGACAAAAUCAAAAUCUAACAAACCAACUAAUACAAAAAAAUCGGAUUUAAAAAAAGGCCAAACCAGUGCCAGAGCAAGUUCAUCUACUGCAAGUAGAAAAUCGGAAGGACCAAAAAGCAUUGGCAGAAAUAAUAGAAGAGAAGAUAGACCUUCUAGCUCAAAAUCAGAAAGAAAUGCAGAAGGUAUUACCGAUUCAUCAGAUUUAACCAUGAAAUCUGAAGUUAAAGAAGAAUCCCCAGAAGAAAAGAAAUUUGAAUGUAACGGUAUGGAAAGAGAAUUAGCUGAUGUUUUAGAAAGAGACAUAGUGCAAAAAAAUCCAAAUAUAAGAUGGGAUGAUAUUGCAGAUUUACAUGAAGCCAAAAGAUUACUGGAAGAAGCUGUAGUUUUACCUAUGUGGAUGCCUGAAUUUUUUACUGGUAUUCGAAGGCCUUGGAAAGGUGUGUUGAUGGUUGGACCUCCAGGCACUGGUAAAACUAUGCUAGCAAAAGCUGUGGCCACAGAAUGUGGAACAACCUUUUUUAAUGUUUCUUCUUCAACUCUGACAUCUAAAUAUAGAGGUGAAUCUGAAAAGAUGGUUAGGCUACUUUUUGAGAUGGCUCAUUUUUACGCUCCUAGUACUAUCUUUAUAGACGAAAUCGAUUCGCUAUGUUCCAGAAGAGGUUCAGAAUCAGAACAUGAAGCAUCCAGAAGAGUUAAAUCUGAACUGCUCGUACAAAUGGAUGGGAUUACAGCAAACACUGGUGAACCAGGCAAAAUUGUUAUGGUUCUCGCAGCCACAAAUUUUCCAUGGGAUAUUGAUGAAGCUCUGAGGCGAAGAUUAGAAAAAAGAAUUUACAUACCAUUGCCGACUCUGCAAGGUAGAGAGGCGCUAUUAAAAAUUAACUUGAGAGAAGUUAAACUAGAUCCUGAUGUGAAUCUUGCAAGAAUUGCCCGUAAAUUAGAUGGAUAUUCAGGAGCUGAUGUCACCAAUGUUUGUCGUGACGCUUCGAUGAUGUCAAUGAGACGAAAAAUCUGUGGAUUGAAACCUGAUCAAAUCAAGCAGCUACCAAGAGAAGAAUUAGAUCUGCCUGUAACUACAAAGGAUUUUGAAGAAGCUAUUGCAAAAAAUAAUAAGAGUGUCUCAAAAGAAGAUUUAGACAAAUAUGAAAAAUGGAUGAAUGAAUUUGGGUCCUCUUGAUAGUAUUGCCAAUUAUUAAUAAUUAAUGUAGGCAUUUAAAGUUUUGUGUCUUUUCCACUAAGUAUAUAGUCUAUUUGUAAUUAUUUCAUAGAUUUUAAUAGAUAUUUAUUAAUAUACUCCUGGACAAAAUUGUCGCACCACUGCACAUAAGCAUCACCAUAAGCAGUGGUGCGAUAAUUUUGUCGAGGAGUAUAUUUUAACUAUUUACUUUUCAUUUAUUGAUGGUAUAUACUACUUAUCAUAAUCAUUAGUGUUUUAAUGUGAUAAUAUAUUAAUUUUAUAAUCAUUUAUAACUUACUUAAAAUUAAUAAUAAUAUUUAAUUUGACACAGGUAACCGCUUGUAUUUAAGAUUUUGUACAAUGUUUCCAGUAUUUGUUAUGCUAUAUAAUGUUAUUUUAUGAAUAUAUAAGUGAUAAGAAAAAAGCGGACAACAUGCAAUGUGCAAAUAUGUAUAGGUAUGCAUUUUCUGCAUAUUUAAUUCAACUUCAUCAGAACAGUACCUGUACCUUUUGCAAAUUGCUCUCGCGAAGACCUUUGAAAGUAACGAAGAAACUGGCCGAUAAUUUGUUGAGACAUUAUGGGAAUCUCCAUUUUUAUGUAUUGAAACAAUCUUACUUUGCCUCAAUUUCAACGGAAAUUCCCCUGUGAAUAUUACAAUAAUAUUUGCACCAACAUAUUUUUUUAUCGAAAAAAUGAAAUGAAACUAAUUCGCAACUUUUUUGAUUAUUAAAUUUAGAAUGGGUCAUUUCGGGAAAGAAUUUAAAAAAAUUUAAAGGAGUUUUACCAACAAAUGUUUUUUAAUACAUAUUUAUAUUUCUGUUAUUUUACAUAUGUAAUACCUACGAAAUAAAUAUACUUAAAAAAAGUCUAAUAUGUAGUUUUUUAUUGGCUAUAGAACAACGUUUGAAAGCGAUUCUUCACAAACUCUUUAUAUCUAUUGAAACAUAGUAAGAAGGAAGAUAAAUAAUUACAGACAAAAAAUUUGAAGAUGUAACAAAAGGUACCAUACACCAGUACUCUAGGCAUAUUACUGCAAAAAAAAGUCAAAUAUGUUUAGAAAAUAUACCUAUUUCAAUAAUAUUCACAUACAAAGUUGGAAGCCGAAGAAACGACUAUCAAGAGUCCAUUCACUUGAACCUCUAGCAAAGAAAGAUGUAAAGAAAAAACGCAUGUGAGAACGAAUUUUGUUCAGACAAAUUUAGGCAAAUUCUAAUGCAGCAUUAAUAUUAUGAAUAUUUUGGACAAGUGAAUGGACUCCUAAAUUAUUGAUAUCGAAAACUAAAAACAGCUAUAAAAAAAUGGUAAUUACCUCAUUAUUUUCUAAAAUUUUAUGUGAAGCUAAUAAAUUAAUUAUUAUAAAUAUUAAAAUAUGUUUACGUUUUUGUGGCAACAGGUCUAUACUCCCUUUUAUCAUUAUGGAAACUUGGCACAGUUAAAGCAUGUAAAUAAGGUGUUGCACCAAAUCGAUUACCUGCUAUAUCUACUUCAUAAAUUGCAUUUUUGGCAAGAAUGUAGUCUUUGGUGACGAUUUUAUUUUUUUCACUUUUAGGUUUGGUAAUAAAUCCCAGACCUAUCAAUUUAUUUGCGGCAAAACCAUACCUAAAAAAAAAUAAAAGUCAACACUUUGUUGCAAGUUUACAGAAGGUCUGUUCCGACAAGUCAAAGACAGCCCCAUGGACGGUUUUGAAACCUCUCUGUAUACGAAUUCAGGAUUCUACGCACAAAUGUUAGAUUUUGCGCAGAAGUCUGAUGGUACAAUGUACGGUCUCCUGCUGUGUUGGAACAAAGCUUUUUGUAUCCCACUUACGAAUACAGUGAAGAAAAAAAAUUGAGUCUUAUACGAGUUAAAAAUCGAUUCCAUCCUUCAUAAUUUUUCUGUGAAAAAGGCUCAAACUUGGAGAUUUUGUUUUAGUUUCUGACGUGUUUGAUUAAUU
Messenger RNA from Ceutorhynchus assimilis (cabbage seed weevil), 3669 nucleotides. Lineage: Eukaryota; Metazoa; Arthropoda; Insecta; Coleoptera; Curculionidae. The record is from the annotation of a GenBank genome assembly.